Molecule: messenger RNA, 2272 nt
Organism: Oryzias latipes (Japanese medaka)
Lineage: Eukaryota; Metazoa; Chordata; Actinopteri; Beloniformes; Adrianichthyidae
Product: cationic amino acid transporter 2
Biological process (GO): L-arginine import across plasma membrane; L-ornithine transmembrane transport
Cellular component (GO): plasma membrane
Molecular function (GO): L-arginine transmembrane transporter activity; L-ornithine transmembrane transporter activity; L-lysine transmembrane transporter activity
Source: RefSeq, a predicted model, not a curated record
UUGUUUUCACAACUAAAUAGCUUUUAGAUCAGCAGUUUUACUUUCUUUCUUGAAAAAAGGUAAAGUUUGUCCAAAAUGGAUCAUAUCAUAUCUGCUGUGCUUUUGACAUGUUUUCUUUUGGAUAGUCCUUGUAACUAAGACAACAUUUCUGCAUUAACAGAUGUCUGGUGCAAAGGUGCUGCUGUACUUGCAGAGCCUGUCACGUAGGAAACCACUGGAGCCUGAAGGCGAGGUGUCCAACUUUUGCCGCUGCCUGACCACUCUUGACCUGGUAGCGCUCGGGGUCGGCAGCACGUUGGGGGCCGGUGUUUAUGUGCUGUCAGGAGAAGUGGCCAGAACUGUGGCUGGUCCAAGUAUUAUUAUCUCUUUUCUGAUAGCUGCUGUGGCCUCCAUCUUUGCAGGACUAUGUUAUGCGGAAUUUGGAGCUCGUGUUCCAAAAACAGGGUCUGCAUAUCUCUACAGCUAUGUGACGGUCGGGGAGAUUUGGGCUUUUAUCACUGGCUGGAACUUGAUGCUGUCUUAUAUAAUCGGGACAUCAAGUGUAGCCAGAGCAUGGAGUGGGACAUUUGAUGACCUCAUUGGGGGUUUAAUUUCUAUUUCUUUGGAAAAACAAGCUGCAAUGGAUUUACCUGGUUUAGCCCCUUACCCAGACUUCUUUGCAGCUGGGCUUAUCAUGCUCUUGGCAGGAAUUCUUUCCUUUGGUGUUAAGGAGUCGGCCACUGUGAAUAAGGCUUUUACAGCUGUUAACAUACUGGUGUUGCUGUUUGUUAUCCUCUCUGGCUUCUUAAAAGGGGACGUCAACAACUGGUACAUUGGCAAAGACACUCUUUUGAAAUCAUAUGAAAAUGACACAAGCCUGAAUGAAACCAGCAGAAUUGGCAGAGGGGGAUUUUUUCCUUUUGGCUUUGAAGGAACGUUAGAAGGAGCAGCAACUUGCUUUUAUGCAUUUGUGGGUUUUGACUGUAUUGCUACUACAGGGGAGGAAGUUCAGAACCCUCAGAAGUCAAUUCCACUUGGUAUAGUGGCAUCCCUUCUCAUCUGCUUCCUGGCUUAUUUUGGUGUGUCUGCUGCUUUGACUCUCAUGAUGCCCUACUGUUUACUCAGCCUUCACAGCCCACUGCCUGUGGCAUUCUCAUACGUUGGCUGGGGCCCAGCAAAGUAUGCAGUGGCUGUUGGAUCCCUUUGUGCUCUGUCGACAAGUUUGCUGGGAUCAAUGUUCCCGAUGCCUCGUGUCCUCUUUGCCAUGGCUAGGGACGGGCUGCUCUUCAAACCUCUCAGUAAAAUGAGUAACAGACAAAGUCCUGUAAUAGCUACACUGGCUUCAGGAAUUGUUGCAGCUUUUAUGGCAUUGCUCUUUGACCUGAAGGCACUAGUUGAUAUGAUGUCGAUUGGAACGCUUUUUGCCUACACACUUGUUGCUGUUUGCAUACUCAUAUUAAGGUACCAAGUUGACCUCAAUGAACAUUCAAUCACAGGCAAACCAGAGCCUUUCACAAUAAGUGGUGUGUUAAGUCCUCCAUCUCAAGCAACAUUCCGGACAUCAAAAAAUGUGUCUCUUUUAACUCUUUUUACUAUUUUUUUAGCUGUCAUCUUAAGCCUUUUCCUUCUGGAGGCUGCCACCGCCCUGCACACCCAUCAGGUGUGGAGUUUGCUUUGUGUCAUUGUGCUUGUGCUUAUGCUGGUUCUCACAGUUCUAAUUAUCUGGAGACAGCCACAGAAUACAUCGAAAGCUGCCUUUAUGGUUCCUUUAGUGCCCCUGCUUCCGAGUCUUAGCACUUUUAUUAAUGUAUACCUCAUGGUUCAGCUUGGAUCAGACACCUGGAUUCGCUAUUCAGUGUGGAUGGCUGUAGGCUUAAUCAUCUACUUCUGUUACGGAGUUCAGCACAGUGUCCAAAAACAAAGGCUCCAGAAUUCACAGAACCAAGUCCAUUUUUAAAGCAUUAAUGCCACGAAAGAAUGAAAUUACUGGACCUGGGAAAGAUUUUUAUUGGUUGACCGUGUGCAUAUCUCACAGUUGUGUUUUGUGUAUUUCUUCCUUUAUUGUAUGUACAAAAAACUCUUUCUCAAUGCUACUAUGAUUUAUCUUCAUGUCUUUUUUAGGUUGAUGGUGUUUAAGCUGAAUGCUUUUAUGUAAACCACAAGAAUACCAAUGUUCUUUAUAGAUUAUAUGCAGGCUAUGUUUAAAUACAGUAUGUAAUAAUUAUUGUAUUUUUUUAUUCUUCUAAUUAUGCAACAGGGGGUGAAAAAGUUUGUUUUCUUCUUUCAGUUCCCU